CGCUGGCAAAUACGCUUUCCGGCGGGCGGGUCGAGGAGGGAGGUUGCUAGUGGAGGCGUGAAUUUGCCUUUGGGUGCAACGCGGUCGUGUUUUGUACCUUGGGGGCCUCCUUGGCGAAGUGAGCACCCCGACUCAGCAUGCCGGGCGUGAAGCUGACUACACAGGCCUACUGCAAGAUGGUGCUACACGGCGCCAAGUACCCGCACUGCGCGGUCAACGGGCUUCUGGUGGCCGAGAGGCAGAGGCCGCGCAAGGAGCAUCCGCCGGGCUCAGGCAGCCACACUCUCUUCGUGGACUGCAUCCCGCUUUUCCACGGCACGCUGGCCCUGGCGCCCAUGCUGGAGGUGGCACUCACCCUGAUCGACUCAUGGUGCAAAGAAAACAGCUAUGUGAUCGCCGGCUAUUAUCAAGCUAAUGAGCGUGUGAAGGAUGCCAGCCCAAACCAGGUGGCAGAGAAGGUGGCCUCCAGGAUCGCUGAGGGCUUCAGUGACACUGCACUCAUCAUGGUGGACAAUGCCAAGUUCACGAUGGACUGCGCAGCACCUACAAUCCAUGUCUACGAGCACCAUGAGAACAGGUGGCGAUGCAGAGACCCACACCACGACUACUGUGAGGAUUGGCCAGAGGCACAGAGGAUCUUAGCAUCGCUCCUGGACAGCCGUUCCUAUGAAACACUUGUGGAUUUUGAUAACCACCUGGAUGACAUUCGGAACGACUGGACAAACCCUGAGAUCAACAAAGCAGUUCUGCACCUGUGCUAGAAGAGAGCCACCACAACUGGACACUGCAUUACAGAGAAGAGAAAAACCUAUUUUUAAAUUUCGAGUAAUAGUGGACUAAAGUCUGUGGUGUGUGCCUUGGAAGGGAAGUCCAAUCGGCAUCCUUCAGGGGAAGGGGAGUCCAAUCGGCAUCCUUCAGGGCAGGGUUGUGGAGAGGUGUAGGCCGCCUAGGCUUUGGGUUCUUUUUCUGUGCUGCCCAGUCCUGCCCAUCAGAGCUCUUUCUGCUUGUCCCAGUUGUUCCCAUUAAACAGUUCUAGCCUUUUAUAAUCUAGAAAGGGUGCAUUUCCGUCUUUACUCUGGUGAGUGUGUAAUGCAUCAGGCAGCCUCGUGGACUGUUGGAGCAUCAUCUGAUCAGCCAAGUUGGUGUCAAGGCUAGGAGCUGUGGGCUCCACAAAGCUGCACAGGGGAAAGAGCCAGCACCGCUGCCUGAGAAACCUCACUGUACAGUGAACACAGCACAUUGGUAAUGAGAACCAAGAUGCCAUGAGGAGAGGAAGCUGAGACCUUGAACAUUCCCAAAACCUGACUCAGCUGCUCUGGGUCUUCAGAGUGAGACCUGCUUUGUAUUUAAAAUAAACAAAAAACAAACAUACAAAAAGAAAAAAAAAAAAAACCCUAGUGUUCAGUGUCUCUGGGAUGUCCCAAGCAAUGUGCUUGUUAGCUUGGAUCAUUUGACCAAGUGUUCUGACCAUCUUAGGAAAUAGUAAGAAGACUUUUGGUGCAUUGUAUGUUGUCCUUUGAACUGUUACACAGAGAAAUAGUGCCUUUCCUUAGGCUUCAUGAGGCUGGUGGCAAGGGUUGGUGACAGCAUUCUCCCCUUCAUUCCAGCACCUCUUCUUGCCUUUAACUGUUUUGUUUUGCUCUUGAUAUUGUUUGUUGGCUGGGGGAAGUGUUCAGUUUCGGUGACUAAGAAUAUACCUUUGCCGUCCUGAUUGACUUGGUGUUGGCUAUCAUGUGGAGGAGCCUGGCCUUGAACGUGCAGUGAUCCCUCUGCCUUUGCUUCUCAGUUACUGUGAUCAGCACCCCUCCCAGCUCUCCUUAACCUUUCAAACUGACCUUGUCAGUUCCUGAACUAAGGAAGGUUGAGACACCAGUCACCAUCCUUCCUCACCCUCAUACAGAGAGGGCUUUUCAGGCUCCUCUGUAUCUGAGGACAGCCGUUGGCAUGUGCUGGAGCCAGAGUUGGGCAGCAGCUCACAGUUCUUCUGUCCAAGCCAGAUAUGGUGCCCAUGCCUGUGUCCUAGCACAGAAGGGGAGGAUCUCAAGUUUGAGUCCAAUUCUUCGUAAUGAGUUUCAGGCCAACUGUAGAGUGAGAACACGUUCUGAAAACGAAAUCUGAGGGCUGCAGGUCACUUGCGUACCUUGUCUUCAGGGACAACUCCCUUAGAGCUGCAGCUGGCAAACAGUUCUGUAUAACUCGCACGUCAAAGAACAGGAAGCUGAGGCAAGAGCUGAAGCAGAAGCCAUGGAGGAACUUACUAGGCUCGUUCUCUGAGGUUUGUUCAGCCUGCUUUCUUACAUGAUUCAGACCAUAUGCCUGAGAGUAACACCACUCAGUGGGCCCUUCCACGUCAAUCAUUAAUCAAGAAAAUAACCCACAGACCUGUCUACAAUCUCAUGGUAGCAAUUCUUUAAUUGAGGAAGGAGGUGACUAGACUAUUAUCAAGUUGACAAAACUAACCUGCAAAGUAUUUGUCAGGAUUUUCUAGAGAAACAGUUGAUGGGAGUGUUUCUUAUUCUAUAGAUACAUUUAUGUAAAAUGGGAUUUAUUAGAGUCACAGGUAAUGAUCCAACUAUUCCAACAAUAUCUGGCAACCAGUGGAUAAUUCAAGAAUCCAGAGUUCAGGGCUGGAGAGAUGGCUCAGUGGUUGAGAGCACUGGCUGCUCUUCCAGAGGUUCUAAGUUCAAUUCCCAGCAACCACAUGGUGGCUCACAACCAUCUGUAAUGAAAUAUGGCGCCCUCUUC
This is a messenger RNA of Microtus oregoni (creeping vole), 2745 nucleotides long. RefSeq names its product ER membrane protein complex subunit 8 (gene Emc8). Gene Ontology annotation, cellular component: EMC complex. The transcript is spliced from 5 exons. The record is from RefSeq and is a predicted model, not a curated record. Bases 138 to 761 code for a protein of 207 amino acids. NCBI's taxonomy places the organism in Eukaryota, Metazoa, Chordata, Mammalia, Rodentia, Cricetidae.